This is a messenger RNA of Magallana angulata, 4312 nucleotides long. Its product is annotated as B-cell linker protein-like. Gene Ontology annotation, biological process: cell surface receptor protein tyrosine kinase signaling pathway; actin filament polymerization; intracellular signal transduction. Gene Ontology annotation, cellular component: actin filament; cytoplasm. The coding region runs from base 173 to 2440 and encodes 755 amino acids. NCBI's taxonomy places the organism in Eukaryota, Metazoa, Mollusca, Bivalvia, Ostreida, Ostreidae. The transcript is spliced from 19 exons. Gene Ontology annotation, molecular function: microtubule binding; actin binding. The record is from RefSeq and is a predicted model, not a curated record.
GUUAUACACUUUGAGCUGGAUUUUUAUCAGACCAGGAAGUGAAUUUGAAAGAGGAAGUUGAUAUAUGUACUACGCGAAAGUUUUAUUUAUUACCACACGUUCAGAGCCAUGAAGUAACAUUUCCUCAACCAAAUCUUUUGCAGAAGAAGAGCAUCCAUAUAAAGGAGACAAGAUGAAUCGACCACUCCCCAGGAAAAUGCUUCCUCUCCCUGAUAAUGAUGCCCCCAAAACUUCUAGACAGGUUCCGCCUCUGCCCCAGGAUGAUAACCAGCCCGCCCCUCCCCUCCCUGGGAGGCGAGCCCCGCCCCCACUUCCUCCCACAGAAUCAGAAAAGCUGCCUCCCAGAAAUCCUUUAGACCGCUCUGAUUCUUCUGAGUACGAGUCAGAUUCAGAUUUUGAUGCUGAUUCUGAUGAAAGUUACGAGAAAAUGCGGGAUAAAUUAGCUCCCCCUGCUAUUCCAAAUCGAGGCUAUCAGCAAAGAAACGGCCCACCAUCACCACCCUCCACCCCGCGCUCCUCCAGACAGCCACCCCCGGAGCCGUCACGUGGCAAAUCGUCCCGCCCACCUCCUCCGUUACGACAGUUACCAACCUUGCCACCUAUCCCCGCCGGAAGGAAAGGAACCCCGCAACCUCCCGUACAGGAUGACGAACCCGAAGAAGUGUAUGAUGAUGGAGAGAUUGGAGAAGAACCAAACGAUAUAUAUGAAGAUGAUGUUGAAGUUGGACCACCGGAAGACGUGUACGAUGAUGGUGAAAUAUUAGAGGAAGAAGAAUACCAUGAACCGGAAUUGGACAUGCCACCCCCUCUCCCUGCACCGCCAAAGAGAGAGCCUCCUCCUCCUCCGCAGUCCUCCAGACCGCCUAUCCGACCCCCUUCUCCCCAGGACGUCUAUGAGGUGGAACCAGACCCGGAACCUAGACGCCCCCAGACAAUCGAUGAUGAUGAGGAUGAUAAUAUUUAUGAAAUGGAACCGGAAGUUAGGGACGAACCUGAAAGAUCACCCCCUCAGCUUCCAAGUAGACCUGCUGCGAACCCCCCUCAGGAAACCUAUGAAAUUGAAGAAGAGCAAGAAGAAUAUGACGAAUUUUCUGUGGAGCAGGAGACAUACGAUGAGUUUGAUCAAGGGCCGGCUGAGGUGUAUGAGGCGGUCAGUGAUGAGACCCCUCCCUCUAUACCAGGCAGACCGAUGCCCCCUCCACCUCCAGCAGUACCAGCGCCAUCAAAACAUACUCCACCAGUUCCAAGAAGCAAAGGUGCUGGUCCGAAACCUACCCCUAAACCACCUGGGGGUGGUGGGCCCAUGGGUAUAGAUCUCAGUGCUAUUACUAACAUCAAACUAAAGAAGGUAGGGGUACCUGCUGAUGAUCGCCCCAAACCCACGGAAACCGAUAAAAUCUACAGUGAAGAGGGAGGCGUCAAAUCAGCAUUUGAAAAGUUCAAACAAAAAGAAUCUGGAGGUGUAGGCCAAAUAGAUUUUCGAAGUCUUUUGUCUAAACCUAAAAAUAACAUUCCACCCCAAGACAUUGGAAAUAAACCUGUAGAAAAACCACCCCCACCGACUCCUCUCAAGCCUUCAGUGAAUAGAUGGGGGCAAAACAAGGGUCAAGGUGAUACAAACUCACAGGAGCAACAUCCAGUGGUGUCAAAAUCACUCCCCCCUGUUCCGCACAAACCGACGGAAGACCAGCACUCUCAGACACAUCCAGGGUCCUCUUCUCCCUUUCCUUUCAAAUCUAAGCACAGUGAUCCAUUAUCGGAAAUACAAACGCCAUCUAUUAGAGUAUCACCUCUUCCUGGCCCUGUUCCCAGGAAAGAGGUACCAAUGCCUCCCAGGCAACCAUCUCCAAGUCCCGACCUCCCUCCUAUACCGGCCCUGAGGCGGUCACCCUCGCCGGCCAGAGAUGCCCCUCCCCUACUUCCUCCCUCUAAGUCCAUACCAGACAAACCUGCGCCAGCUCCUUACUCUCAGGUCAAACCGAACACCAACGUUUCCAAUGGAACCAAACUAGGCGUCCAGGAAGACCAACAAUCGUCUGGCGAUGAGGAUGAUGAUAUAUACGACGAUGCUAUCUCAAAUCGAGAUCCCCUGCUUGGUGAACCUUGGUAUUUUAAAUCGUUAAAAGAUAGGAAAACAGGAGAUAAAUUAUUACGAAAAGUUGGCAAGGAUGGAACAUUUUUGAUACGAGAGAGUACCAAACAAGGCCACAUACAACCUUACACGAUGAUGGUAUUAUUCCAGAAUAACAUCUAUAACUUAAAGAUAAGGGUACGACCAGACGGUAAAAUGGCCCUAGGAGAGGAGAAGCCAGAUGAAAUGUCCUUUAUGGACGUCCAGAAGCUUGUUAAAUACCAUAGGGAAACGGAAGUUAUUCUUGUUGGUAAUACGGGACAACACAAAACAUUACUCAAGUGUUCUCCACCACAGAAUGCUCUUUGAGCAUGCACAGCACGAGAUUAACGCAAUAGGUUGAGUUUUCAGAUUAAGAAGAGCAUUGAUUUUGUGUGAUUCUCAUAAUACCUUCCAUAGGAUAUAAAUUAUCAUUUUACUUGAAAUGUUUUCAAAUUCAAAUUUUUAUCAUUUGCAAAUGCAUCUAUAGUAAUCGAACGAACAUCUUUACUUGUUUCACUGUAUGCCACAUACACGCAGAACUGGUUUUGAUUUGUUUUUAUUUAUCAUUUGCAAUGUCUGCCGAUUAUAAUUUCCCAUAUACUAAAUGAGAACAAUAUGCAUGUUAAUCCAUUUAAUUGAAUGUUUUGCCUAUAUAAAAUUUUUGAUCAAAUGUCACAAAUUUACAACAAAAUAUUUUUAUUUUUAAUGAUACAAAUCAAUGUGACAACGCAUUUGAUCAAACAAUUGUCAUGUAUUCAAUAUACGUUAACAUUUGUGAUCGUUAAGGGUGCUAUUUGAAGGUUGGAGCUACGAAAAUGUUCCCAAGGUGACAUAUGUUCCAGGGGUCAUAGAUGUGUUACAACGAAAAAAAAAGAUUGUCCCCUCAUAAAUAUAGCUGAAUUUCAGUGUAUGAUAAUUUGGUAGGUCAGUAAAUUGCAUAUAUAUCUUGUGUGCGGGAAAAAAUUAUCUUUUAUUAGUCUCUGAUUUUUUUCUUUAUUGGCGAAAUAGAUGUCAAAUUGAUGUCUAGUUUUCUUUUUGGAAAUGAAAUUCGCCAGUGUGAAAAUGAGUAGGCGUGUGAUGUAUUUUUAUUUUUUCUCAUUAAAAUAUUUCAUUUUACAAUGAUACAGUUCCGUUGAUUAUAAAGUAUGAUUUUAGUGAUUUAAGGGUUUGUUUUGUUUUUGUUUUUUUUUUCAUUUGUGAACUGAUAUAAUAAACAAAAACAAAACUUAAGGUUUGGAAGCAUUAUUUAUUUUUUGCCUAUAUUGUAGAAAGCUUUAUUUUUGCAAAAUUCUAGUAACAAUAUUUUUGCAGUUAAUUUUUUCCAUAUUGAGAAAACUAUUUAUUCAUCUUUUCUCGUGAAUUAAGAAAGAAUUUUCAUAAUAAAGAUUUUUUACUGUUUGGUGAAAUUCUUAAGAAAAUGUUUGAAUCGCAGAAUUUUUUUAAAUUUCCACAUAUCAUGAAAUAUUAACUAUAUACAUGUAGUGAUAACAAAAAAUAACACUCUGAAACCUAUAUCAGAUGACUCUUGGAGUUUAAGCUUUAAAAAAAGAGGCACAUUCAUAUUGUUUAUAGAUGUAUGAUCGUUAUGUAACUGUAUACUUUAAUAGACAUAUAUGGACGACAACCGUCGUAACAUAUACAAGCGCACGUGUGAUAUUGCACCCAUUCCUUGGACACAAACAAUACAUUCCACUAGUAAAUAUCAAUAUUUUUAUCUUUCUUGUCAAGCCUAUAUUGGUAGUUAUUGAUGUAGUUAAUUUUGUAUUCAUAUUCUAAAGGAUUGAAAGGGUUAAAAUCCAUUUCUUGAAAUGUAUUCAUUUGUAAUUAUUAUUAGAUUUACUUUAACGCUUAGUGUGUUAUAUUUUUUGGCAUAACUUGUUCUUUCGUUUUCAUUUUUUCCACUUUCUUGAAUUGCCAAGAUUUAUUUUAGUAGCUGAAUGCUUAUUUGUGAUCAAAUGAAUGUCUGGGUUUUUUUUAAAAUAAUGCAUUUGUAGCAAUUUAAUGAAAUAAAUUUGAUACAUCAAAAUGAUUUGUAUGUUAUAUAGAGAUAGAAACAAUUUUCUUACAUUAAUUUUGAUUUUGUAUACACAUUGUUAAUGAGCUCAUUAUUUUUCACAGUCCUACGAAAUUGAACGUGAAAAUUGUUAGUAAAGUAUUCUUUACAAUAUCAGAUUUUCAAAUAAAAUUAUGAAAUACUUA